AUGCUUAUUUUUUCAGUCUUCAAGACCCUCACGGAUCAACAGGUCACCGUGGAACUCAAAAAUGACCUUUCGAUAACAGGCGUCUUGAAGUCGGUUGACCAGUUUUUGAACAUUAGGCUAGACUCCAUCACAGUUCUCGAUGAAGCAAGGCAUCCUCACAUGAUGGCUGUCAAGAACUGCUUUAUCCGCGGAUCAGUUGUAAGAUAUGUCCAGCUACCAGCUGAACAUGUGGAUACGCAGUUAUUGGAAGACGCGACACGAAGAGGUAAGAUGCAUUAA
Coniophora puteana RWD-64-598 SS2 is the source of this 279-nucleotide messenger RNA. Its product is annotated as U6 snRNA-associated Sm-like protein LSm2. Gene Ontology annotation, molecular function: RNA binding. Gene Ontology annotation, cellular component: P-body; Lsm1-7-Pat1 complex; precatalytic spliceosome. The transcript has 4 exons. Lineage: Eukaryota; Fungi; Basidiomycota; Agaricomycetes; Boletales; Coniophoraceae. Gene Ontology annotation, biological process: mRNA splicing, via spliceosome. The coding region runs from base 1 to 279 and encodes 92 amino acids. The record is from RefSeq and is a predicted model, not a curated record.